Molecule: messenger RNA, 7432 nt
Organism: Scylla paramamosain (green mud crab)
Lineage: Eukaryota; Metazoa; Arthropoda; Malacostraca; Decapoda; Portunidae
Product: ras-like GTP-binding protein RhoL
Exons: 6
Coding region: 362-916 (184 amino acids)
Biological process (GO): small GTPase-mediated signal transduction
Molecular function (GO): GTPase activity; GTP binding
Source: RefSeq, a predicted model, not a curated record
CACACACACACUGACACACACGCAGCAGGCACUCACAGUCUCAGCACCACUUAGUUUGAUACGGGCAGUGAGUGAAGGAGGGUGUGCGCGCGGGCCGGAGAAAGCAAGGAUACCGAGGUUAGCAGGAAUUAGGAGGACCACGACCACCACCACCACCACCAAUACUCUUGUCUGUCCCGACCCACUCACCUCCUCCCGUCUCAUCUUCACCCUGCCCAUCUCCACCUAUCUCCGCCCCGACCCGCCCACCCAGCAGUUGUGGGUGCAGGUGCCAUGUGGAGACGCUGAGGACUUCACCAUCACCACCACCACCACCACUAUCACCACCACCUCAGUAAGCGCACCAGCCUAAGCAGCAGUGAUGGGCGAAGUAGGCGUGUCACAGAGACCCCUCAAGGUGACAGUGGUGGGUGACGGCACGGUGGGCAAGACGUGCCUUCUCAUCUCCUACACUAGCGGCGAGUUUCCUGAGGAGUACGUGCCCACAGUGUUUGAUAACUUCGCGGGCAAGCACACAGUGGAUGGGCGCGCCUAUGCCCUUAUGCUCUGGGACACCGCUGGCCAGGAGGAAUAUGAGAGACUGCGCCCUCUGUCCUAUCCGGGGACACAUGUAUUCAUUGUGUGCUUCGCUUUGGACAACCGAGCAAGUUUUGAGAAUGUGUCCUCCAAAUGGCUUCCAGAACUCCAGCAGCAUUGCCCUAAGGCUCCAAUAGUACUAGUUGGCACUAAGAUGGAUGUGAGGAACCUGGACGUGUUGACUCCACGUGAUGGCAAGAAGUUAGUGAAACGGCACCGCCUCUCCAAGUACGUGGAGUGCUCAGCCAAGAGUCAGGAGGGGCUGCAGGAAGUGUUCACCAGUGCUGUGAUGGCUGCAGUGGGUCUCGGCCCACGCCCUCGACCCUGCGUCAUCAUGUAGCGCCUCCUGUGUGGCAAGGAGAGGGUGUGGGUUAUGAGAGGAAGGAGUGGCAAAGAGUGAAUGUAGCAUCUUCUAUUCAGUGAAGAGUGACUGCAGGCCUGAGUGUGAGUGUAGUAUAUCUCACACUGCACUACUCCUGGUUUUGUAGACUUUUAAAUGGAGAGGAGUGGUGAGAAGUGAGUGUAGGCCUGAGUUUUCUGUAUCUCACACUCCUCCUUCUGUAGACUUUUAAAGGGGAGAGGAGUAGCAAGGAAUGAGUAUAGCACCUUCUAUAUCUCACACUACUCCUGGCUUUGUAGACCUUUCAGUAGUGGUGAGGAGGGAGUGUAAGAUUGAGAGUGGACCUGAGAGCAAGCCUGAGUGUAGCGCCUUCUGUAUCUCACACCAGUCUCUAUUUUGUGUACUCUAAUGAAGAGCGGCAGCAGUAGGUGUGAGCCUUAGAGCAGGGGAUGAGACAGUCAAUCAGUCAGUCAGUCAGUUAGUCAGUCAGUCUUCAAACACUCAGACUUCCAUCUCAUUUAAAUCCUCCAAGGGAAGAUGUCUGAGUGAUAUGAAGGAGUAGGUACAGCUUCCCCUUUAGAAAUAUAGAUAUCUAGAACAGACUACAAGAAGAGAUGAUGUAGGUGAAGAGAUUACAUCAAAUGGAAAGAAAACAUAGAUAUUUGGACAAGACUAGAAGGGAUGAUAAAAGUGAGAUUAAGUACCUAGACUAAAGGAAAAUAUAAAUAGCUGGACUAGACUAGAAGAGAAGAAGAUAAAGGCAGGGUAGUUAAAUCAACUGGAGAACAAAUUGGAGAAAUAUAGAUAUGGAAACAGGGCCAAAUUAGUGUAGCACUCUCCAUGUAUACUACACACACACACACACACACACACACACACACACACAUGUGAAAGAGAGAGAGAGAGAGAGAGAGAGAGAGAGAGAGAGAGAGAGAGAGAGAGAGAGAGAGAGAGAGAGAGAGAGAGAGAGUUAUUAUUUCAGUUUACAACUAUGAAACCUAAACCUAAAGAUUAGGCAGUAUGAGCUCUGAGCUCUUUCCAUAGGGGGGAUGGCUGGCUGUCUCGAGAGAGACCAGCAGCAGACUGUGCAAUGAAUACACACACACACACACACACACACACACACACACACACACACACACACACACAUACAUACACAUGUGAGAGAGAGAGAGAGAGAGAGAGAGAGAGAGAGAGAGAGAGAGAGAGAGAGAGAGAGAGAGAGAGAGAGAGAGAGAGAGAGAGAGUUAUGAUUUCAGUUUACAAAUAUGAAACAAUAAAGGAGAAGGGUAGAUAUUGAGGAAAAGGAGAAGAAGGGGGGGAAGAGGAGAAGGCUGCCUGACUUGAAAGGAGGAGGAGGAGGAGGAAAAGGAUGAGGAGGAGGAAGAGGAAGCUGCCAGACUGUUUUACCUAGAAAUAUGAAACAAAAAGGAAAAAGGAAGAGAAGGAAGAGAGGACUGUUUGACUGCUCUAUCCAGGCCCACUGCUGCUACUGCUGCUAUUACUGCUGGUGCCUGCUGGUGCCUGUUAAAGAUACAUAGUUUUCUUGGUGCCUCAAGGAUGAAGGUAGAAGAUGGAAGGCAAAAAAACACAAGCAUAUCUUUGUAAUAUUUAAAUGUUACAUAAUCUUUUGUUAUUGUAGGAAACUCAUGCGUUUUCCAAUUAGUUUGUUAUCCAGUGUGGCCAAAAUUAUAUUAUUAUCAUUAUUUUUGUUAUUAUUAUUAUUCUAAUUAUUAUUAUUAUGGCUUUUACUAUUGGAUCAUUAACUGUUCAUUGUAAGUUAAUGAAAAAUAUAUUAAUAAGAAUAAUAAUAAUAAUAAUCAUAAUGAUCAUAUAAUUUUGGUCAUAUUAUAAUACGAUGUAUAUAUAAAUAAUGUGAUGGUUUUUAUGUAAGAUAAAUUAUUAUUUGAAGUGUUUGAACAUGUUAUAGAUGUACAAUUGCAGUGGAACCAAAAUUAUAGUUAUUAUUAUUACUUGUAUUAUUAGACAAUUAUCUUUGUUUUAUCAUGUUUAUCUGUACCUGGCAAAUUUUAGGAGAGGGAGAAAGAAAAUAUAAUUAUUAGAGUAACAAUCCAGUAAAGUAAUAAUAAUAACAGUAAUAAUAAUAAUAAUGAUAAAAAUCUAGCUAUCCAUCUAUAUACCAGAUCGGCAAUCCCACAUAGGGCAGCCCAGACAAAGUACCACACACUCGCACACCCAUCAUUCACACUCUUAGCCCCGUCUCAUGGACCAACCUACUACAUCCCAGGAGCUUAAGCAUAGCACAGCUGGCCACACACAUCCAUAGCAAGGCCCCACAGCACACCCUGGCUUGCCCCUGCCCCUUCAUAAUGAAACCACUUACUACUCUGCACUUACUCCAGUAAUAUAAUUUUGGUUGCACUACAAAAGAAAUAGUUUUUGAUUUUCCCUGUUCACUUAAAUGCUCAAACUAAAUAAGUCUCAUUGCCUUCUACUUAAUGAUAGAUGACAUUUGCAAUGAAAAUGCAAAUAAAAAAAAAAUCUUCCCUCAAUAAAUGUGAUGAAAGAAAGCCAAAUUAUAUAUAUAUGAAGACUUAGACUGUAAGUAUUUUGCACAUAGACAUAUAGAUUUGUUAUUCAGGGAAGCAAUUGUGUUUUCAGUCUAUUAAUUAUCAUCAUUAUUGUUACUAUGGUCACUAUAUACAGUAGAACACUUGGGUAUUAAUAUGGGAUGAUCUGUCAUGUUUUUGAUGUACCGUUAAGUGUUUGUAGUAUAUCAUUGGUGUUUCACAAGCCACACAGCAACGGUUGAUGUAUAUUUUGUUGUCAUUCAUUACCCACAAUUCUUCCACAGUGUGUUUGCAUUCACUCAGCAGGAAAAGGAAUGAAGGAAGCAAAGAAAUGAUUAAGUAAAUAAUAUCAACACCAUCUUGUAUAUAUAUUUUUUUUUCUGAUGUUUCAAAAAAGGUUAUGGUGAAAUUUAUGUAUAUUAUUUUUGUUUUCUGGUGUGAUAAUUCCAGAGCUCUUUCAUAUCUCAUUGUUCUAGUGUUUGUUUUUUAUUUUUUUUUAUGUGAAAGAAAGACAAGAAUGAAAGAGAAUAAAAACAAAGGGAAGGAGAAUAUGAAGAAAUAAUAAUAUUUAAAAACUGGAGGAAUAUGUGAUGAAAUAAAAAAAAUUAACUGAAGGAAGAACUAAAGGAAUUAAUAGAAAAAAAAAUGUGAUGAUAACAAAAAUAAAAGAAGGCCAAGAAAAAAGGGAAACUUAACUCAAGGAAAUUAUAUAUAUAUAUAUAUAUAUAUAUAUAUAUAUAUAUAUAUAUAUAUAUAUAUAUAUAUAUAUAUAUAUAUAUAUAUAUAUAUAUAUAUAUAUAUAUAUAUAUAUAUAUAUAUAUAUAUAUAUAUAUAUAUAUACAUAUAUAUUAAAGAAUAUGUCAAAUAGAAGGAAAAGGAAAAUAGUAAUGAAUACUUAAGAAAAAUAAGAGAAUGUGAAUACGAAAGAGAUAAAUAAAAGCAGGAAAAAAAGAUCAGAAAAGCUAGAUAUAAUCAAGAAAAAAAAAAAACAUAACAAAAUAAAGUAGAAUAGAUAAUGAAAAAAACAGACAGGAUGCAGAUUUUAAGCAACAAAACAUCUGAAUAUGACAAGAUGGUGUUAAAAUUAAAGCUGUAUUCAUUCUUUUCCUACUGAAGAUUACAUUAUAGAAGGAAUUAUUGUAUUCUUAUCUGUUUGUUGUUAAUAAUCUAAAAAAAAAAGUGUUAUUUAGAAUGUUACUGCAAUUCUUUUCUUUGCUGGGACAGAGAGAAGGGGAUCAGUAAGGCAGAGAUAUGACUGGGACAGAGAGGGACAUGGCUGGGGCAGAGAGGCAUAGUAGAGGACAAAGAUGUAUGGAACAGAGGCAUAGAUGAGAUGGUUACAUAGCUAGGACAGAGAGAAGAGCAUAGCUGGGGCAGAGAUAUAGCUAGAACAGAGAUGCAGCUGAGACUGACACAGAACUCAAUUCUAGCUGACAAAUUCCAUGUUUGGAAAUAUUUAAUUUAAAUCACAUUCUUGUAAGGGAUAAUUCAGAUGACAUAUGAAGGAGAUCUGGAAUCUUGGCCUUUCUCCUUCCAGCCUCAAGAAAUCUUUCAUCAGUAUCACCCAGUAUAAAAAAAGCACUUUGAAUUCCUGUUAAACUGACAUGAGACUUGAAGAGAUUAAUGUGAUGAGAAUAGAUUAAUAGGUAGUCAAGUGUUGUAGUUACUUAUCAGUUGCUUUAAACUAAGAUAUGAUGCAUAUUGAAUGGGUUAAGAUAGAGAUGAAUGUAAUGAUAAUAGAUUAAUAGGUAGUGAAGCAUUGCAGUGUUACUUAUCAGUCACUUCAGGCUAAGAUAUGUCAAGUAUUGAAUGAGUCAGGAUAGAGAGAAUGUAAUGAUAACAGAUUAAUAGGUAGUAAAAUGUUAUAGCGUUAUGUAUCAACCACUUCAAGCUAAGAUAAAUGUAUGUCCACAAAGAAGCCUUACCAUAAUGUGUGACUUGUAGGUACUCAUAGUAAAUCUAAAAAAUGCAAUUAGCUAGCCAUUGUAGUGCUUUCAUGACCUGCUCUCAACUCCUUGACUGCUUCUGGCACUGUGGCACUUGGUGGGUUGGCAGAGUAACAAUAGACAACUUGAAGGAGUGGAAAUGAAGCUAUAGACACUGAAAGAUUUGAAAUACCCCAUCCACUCACUCACUCUCUUGUUAGCAGUACAUGUCUUUCAAAAUCAUACUCCAUAGAAUUAUUUUUUUUCAGUUCUGUUAAAAGAUUUGAACCACUGCAGCAUUCACUCAUCUUCCUUGAUGUGGUGUGUGUCUUUCAAAAUUACGCUCUAAAUUUAUACUAUGAUGUUUUAUCAAGCUUGAGAAGUUGUGCAUUAAAAAAUGACUUAAUUUUGAACUAUUACUGAAUUCACUCCUUUUGCUGUCAGUGGUGUGUCUUUCAAAAAUAACUAUUCUAGCACCAUAACAUUUGAUCACACUUGUGAGCAUCAAAGACCAAAAACUCUAAUGUAGCAUUCACUCCUCCUAUUGUCAGUGGUGCUUGUCUCUCAAAAAAAUAAUUGUAUUUAUUCUUUCACCACAACAUCUGACUAAGCUUGAGGAAGAGCUGCAGCAGUCAGGGAGUUGUGAUGUAGACUCAGAGAGAGACCUCUGGACAAACUGAACAAGAUGAGUCAUUUGAUGUGAAGUGAUGAUGGAGUUUAUGAGAUUGAAGUGCAUAUUGGAAGUGCCUUACUAAAACACCACAUUAAUGUACUGUAUAUAUAAAGUAGUAACAUUUAUACAAAGCAUCACAUGCUGAAGUGAUACACAGACACACUAGAUAGGCGAUGUUCUCAAAGAGAUGUGAAGGUCACUGACUCUGAGCUUGACUAGGGUGGGUUAGGUCAGGUCAGGUCACCACUCUAUCUAUUUGUUAAUCUAUUGGUUUAUCCAUAUCACUAUGAGAACAAAUAGCAGGAUUGAUUGAUUUAAAAAUUAGGCACCACACCAUCAUGGUCAUAUGGUGGUGCUGCCAAAUUAUAGAAAAAAAAAAAAAAAUUCUGGUAUGAUAAAAUAAUAGUAAUGCAAAAUGUUAGGAUCUAAAAUUGUAGUAAUACAAACUGUUAGAAGCAAGUAAAACUGUAAUACUGUAAUAAAAGAUAUGAAUAGUAACAAUGUACACAGACAUGAAACUUUUGCAGAGGAUUGACCCCCGUGACACAGUAAUGGCAUUUGUCUUCAGUGGUAUGCUUGUCACCUGCCCAGUGCUGCCAGAUUCAAGUCACUGCAGCCCAUGAGUUGAGGCAUAAAUUACUAGAAAGUGUAGUGACCCUUGCUUAUUGUGGCUUGGUGUUGCCAGGUUAGCAGGUCAACAUGCACAGCAUAGUAAGGGGGUUGAGUCUGGCACCAGGUAUUGCUACAAGCCUAUGAUCUAUAAGUAAACACAUCUAACUUAACUGUAACUUAGACUAACCCAACCCAAGCACAGCAGGGGUCACUGAUCUUCAACUGAUGCAAUAAAGGACUUGAAGUGUUAAGUUGUACUCAGUUUACAAUCCAGGGAGGGAGUUCCUCUGGGCAUAUCCUCCCUGGCCUUCCAUUGGCUCACCACGGCCAAUAGAAGGGAUGCACUUUACACAAUUUGCAGCAUUUCAUAAUGCAGGAGACCAUAAAAAGAAUCACUUACAUUUUCAGAAUUUGUAUCAGGCAUUGUAUAUAAGUUGAUGGAAAAUAUUUAUGAUCAGUGUGUGUAAGGAAUAUGACUAUUAUUAUUACUACUAUUAUUAUUAUUAUUAUUAUGUUUACCUUGCCUUGUUACAAAAUUUAAGACAAUUUAUGAAUUUGAAUCCUUCUUAUUAUUUUUUUUUCCCAUGUAUAUUUUAUAUGGAGUGUAUUUGGUGGGUGUGGCAGGCAUUAAGUGUACCUGUGUGUGUGUGUGUGUGUGUGUGUGUGUGUGUGUGUGUGUGUGUGUAUUAGCAGGGUGUACUGUGCAGUGUAGAGGAGAAACUCUGUUGUAUAUAAGGAACAGUACUAAAUCAAUAAAGAAUUGUUGCAAUAUAAA